AUGGCGGCGCGCUUGUCGGUGGACGCGCUGCGUGCGGAGCUUGCCAAUAGCUCGGCAGAUGCGUCGGCCGCCGCGCUGAACAAGCUGCGAGGCGCGCUGCGUCUGCACGCUGCCGAUCUCGGCGAGUACGCCGCGGCGCACGUCGCGGUGACCGACGAGCGCCUGCACCUUGCGCGGCAGCUGUGUGAAGCGCAGCCGCCGCUCGUGCCCCUGAUCUUGGAUGCGUGGGAGGUCGCGGAGCAGCGGACGCUGCCGACGCUGCGCCCGGUGCCGAUGCAGGUCCUCGCGCAGAUCCUCGACUUGCUCUCGGUGCACCAGCCGUACCACGCGCUCGGCGAAAAAAUCAUCGAAGAGCUCCUGGCGCCGACCAAUGCGUGGCUCGGGCGCAUGCACGGCUACAUUGCCGCGGCGACGCAGGCGCGGCGCGAGAAACGCGAGGGCAGCAGCGACACGAUCGCGGCGCUCGUCGCCCUCAAGCUGCUCACCGCCAUGGCGGCGUUUGCGCGUGGAAAGCUCGCACAGAGCGUCUGGGAGCGCUUUCACUGGAGCGCAGACGUCCACGCUCGGCUCCUGUCGAUGCGCCGCCGCGCACGCGCGGGGGCGCUCGUGUCGCUGCACGACGCAGACAUCCGCACGCAGUACCUCUUGUUCCUCGGCGCGAUGCUUGCCCAGCCCUUUCACGCCUCGCUCAAGACCGCGCUGCUGGACCUCGGCGGGGAGGGGCUGCCCGUCGUGUUCAAAGGGAUGUACAACGACCCUGCCGAGGUCGUGCAGUACGUCCUGCUAAUCCUGCACGAAGAGCUCUUCAAGGACACGGCCGUGCCGCGCGGCGCCAAGGCGCGGCUCAUGAGCGAGCACGCGUGCGCGUCGCUCCUGCGCCUCUAUACCCGCGAGCAGGACACGAUCGGCGAAAACACGUCGGUCGCGGACCUCGUGCACCACUUCUUCCUGAGCAUCGCGACGCACCCCGGCUUUGGCAUCUGCUACCAGGACCGCGGCUGGUACCCCAAGCUCGAGGAAGAGCAGGGCGGGCCCGUCGUGUACAACAAGGUGCUCGCGCACCUCGUCAAACAGCUCGCACCGGUCGACGACCUGCGCCAGCAAGAGCUCGCGCUGCGCAUCCUCGCCGCGUGCCCGGAGCUCGUCGCUGGCUACCUCCAGUCGGCGCAGCGUACACUCACGCUCGAGCCCAAGGCGGAGAGCGCGUGGCUCGGCAGCAUGGCGUUUGUCGGGCGCGUGCUCGCGCUGCCUGUGCCGCUCGCCACGCCGAAUGCCACGCCGCCGCCCAUGGCCACGGUCCUGGCGAAUACCGCGCCAGAGAUGCUGCUCCGCGCACUGGGCCGCGGCCUGCGCCACGCCGACGCGCUCGUGCAGUACUUUGCGUGCCUUGUCAUUGCACGCGCCUUGCAGCGCGUCGAGCACGUCGAGCGCGCCGCGCGCCGCACGUCGCUGCACUUUGACGAGCCGCACGACGGCGCAUGGACCGAGGCGCGGCGCACGCUCGAGCUGGCGUGGCGCAAGCGCUUCCCGUCCGUCGACGCAGUGGCCCAGCUCGUGGCCGAGACGGGCAGCAUGCGCCAGGAGGCCGCGCUUCGCGUGCUCGCAUUGUACCACACCGCGCUGCCGAGCAUGACCUUUGAUACGCGCUACGACGCGGGCAAGCUGCUCAGCAGCGCAUUCCUCGAGACCACCGCCAAAGGGCCGCUGCACCUCGAGCGCCUGUGCCAGCUGCACGCGCUCCAGAUCGUCUCGCGCACUACAGAGGCCGCGUACGACUUUGCGGCCAAGGCGCAGAGCGCGUGGCCGGGCUGCGCGCUGCGCUCCAACCUGCACUUUCUCCUCGCGCUGUACUCGCAGACAGACGGCGCGGUGCGCCGCCGCGCAGCGGCACUGCUGCACAGCCAGCUCGGCGGCAGCGCGCUCUUUGCGCACGACCCCGCAGAGCUGCAUGCGUGGCUCGCGGCGCUGCCGAGGAACGACGCAGCGGUCCCGAGUGUGCUCAACUUUUGGGACGAGUGCAUGCAGCGCUGCCUCAAGACGCCGUACCGCUACGCCGAGCGCGCGCGCGCCCUCGUCGCACAGACGCUGCCGAAUGCGCCAGAAGAGGCGUGCCCCAGCCCAUUGCUCAUGGUGCUCAUGGAGCAGGCCGCGAUCCGCCUCGAAAAGGGGCUAUUUGGCACGCACGGCGGCGCAGACGCCAACGCAAGCGAGCCGAUCGUGCAGUACAUUGUGCGCCUCGUGGUGCGCCUCGUCGCCGAGCGCAAGCCGUACGCCGCGCUCGCGGCGCUCCUGAGCGAGCUGCGUGGCGGCGACGCGCCGACGGCCAAGGCGCUUGCCGCAGGCACGGCGUUGCUGCAUGCUGCAGCCGUUGCGCCGUCGACGUCUGCCGCGGCGCCGGCCGCCGACGAUGCGUGGGCGCUCGAUCCCACGACACAGAACCUCUGGGCAGCCAAGCACGCGCACGGCGCGCUGGCCGUGCUGCACAGCCGCUGGGCGGACUAUGCUGCGCUCCCUGGCGCCGUCGGCAGCGACUGGCGCAUGUUUUGGGCCGUGCUGCUGCAGCGUCUUGAAAAUGCCGAUGCACCCGCCGUCGAGACGACGCUCGAUGCACUCGAUCAGUGGGCCGCGACGUACGAACUGUCGCCUUUUGAUCUGCGCAUCUACCUAGUCGAGCACCCCGUCGUCGCUGCGCUGCUCGAGCAGCGCACCGCCGCGUCGGCCGCGCUGCGUGUGCGUCUCGUCGAGCUCGUGUCCCGCAUGGCCGCCGGCCGCGCGUCGUACGCGCCGUGCCUGGCGCCGCUCGUGGAGAACGUCGUCGCGCACCUCGCCGAGGACACGAGCGACGUGCGUCUCUUGCACAGCGCGCGUGCGCUGGCGGGCGCCGCGCAUCCCGCGGCGCACACAGCGCUCGUGCGCACGCUCCUCGAGGCGCUGCGCACGCCGGGCGACGCACGCUCGGCGCAGCUUGCGUGCCUCGCGGCGUACGCAAAAGAACCCAACGCCGAGUCGCACGCGCUCUUGCAGCGGGCGCUGCCGACGCUCGUCGAGCUGCUGGACGAUGCGGCGGGCGUGCGGCUGCUGCACCGCGUCCUGUGCUCUGCGCUGCCCGCGGGCCUCGACGGCGCCGCGCCGCCCACCUCCGGCUCGAUGCAGGCGCUGCGUGCACUGCAAGAGCACCGCAUUCCGUUUGAGCCGAUCGUGCGUAUGGCCUCGGACGCAGACGCGGUGCUUAUGCGCUGUGUCUAUGCCGUCCCCAGCGGCUUCCGCGACGUGCAAGCAGCGUGGGGCAGCACCGCAGAUGCCGUGCGCCGAUACCCCUGCACGACGCUCGCCGUGCUCGAGCUGACGCACGCGGCGCGCGAACCCGUGCCCGCUGCGCUCGUCGACGCGCUCCUUGCGACGGCUGCCGAAGUCGUCGGGCCGCACGCCGUCGCACGGUGCCUCGCGAUGGCGCUGCUGCCGCGCUCUGCGCACGACGCGCUCGCCGCGAAGCUCAUGCCGGUGCUCGCCCUGACGCCCGAGCUCGUGUGGCUCGUUGCGGAGCUGGGCAUGCCUGCGCUCCAGGAUGCGCUGACGGCCGUGGCGCUCCGCCAGGUGGUGCACCAGUACGCCGACGAGGCGAGCGACGGCCUGCGUACGCGCCGCGCAGUGCGGGCCUUUACUGCGCUCGUGCUACGCACGCAGCGGGCCGAUGCGGCGCUCGCCGACCCGGUGCUCGAGGCGGUGGUCGCGUACCGUGCUGGGGACCUGGACGGCGUGCGCCUUGCGCUUGCGCUCGUGCGCACCGUGCCGCUGCGUGCGGCGAGCGCUGCGCGUGCGCUCAACGGCCUCGUCACGCGCACCGAGCUCUUGAGCUCGGUGCGUGCGCCGGCCGAUGCCGCGGCCGCUGCGCUGCGUUCAGCGCUCGUCUCGCUGCUGGUUGCCCUGGCGCGCCAGGCGCCGGAUGCGGUGCAGGCGCCGACGACGCUCGCGCGCCUCCUCUACCUGUACACGGGUACGCUGAGCGCCAGCGACCGUGCGCUCUUUUCGCUGUUCCAGGCGCACGAGCGCCAAACCGGGCAGUCGCUGUUGGAUGUGCUCGGCGCGUGGAGCGCGGACCAGGCGCUGGUGCCGUCGUCGCUCCAGCGCGACACGCUCCUCGCUGCGCUGCUGUCGCUCGACGCGCAGCGCACGCACGCCGCCUGUGUCCAGUUCCCCCGGCGUGCCAAGGCGGCGGCGGGCGAUGCGAGCGCCUACGAUCCCUGGCUCGUGCUGAACCUGGUCGGGGGUGCGAUGCUCGAGCGCGAGGCGGGCGAGAGCCACUUGACCGGCCUCGAGUGGCUCGCGGUGCUGCGCACCGGCGCGAUCGGCGUCGUGGUGUGUGCGCUCUCUGCACACCGUGCGCCGCUGCGCCUCUUUGCGCUUGGCCUGCUGGGCAAGGUGUAUGCGAGCAUCGGCCAAGCGACGUUCCGCGAGCGCGACCUCGUCCUCCUGAUCCUCGACCGCGUGCGCGACGUGAUUCCGCCGCCGCCGCCGACGUCAAUCACCGGGCGCUACGAAGAGGUGCCGUGGCUGCCGACGAUGGCGACGCUCUUUGUCGCGCACUGCCUGCGUGCGGUCGCCGCGCCGCAGCUCACGCUCUUUCCCGUCUUUUGCCGCUUCCUGCUGCAGCGCCCGAAGCUCGACGUGGCGGACGUGCCGCUCCUCUAUAAUCUGCUGCACUCGUCGUCCGACCAGCUGCACCACGAGCGCAGCUGGCUCCUGCGCUUCCUCGACGACGCGCUCGCGGCUCACGCGCGCCUCGCCGACUCGAGCGCGCCGGAAGCGCGGCGGCGCACGCGUGCCGACUGGCGCGUCUUCCAGCGCCGCCACGUCUGGGACCUGCUCCUAAGCCUGUACGACGCGCUGUCCGACGGCGCCCUCGCGCACGCCCAGGCGAAUACGCACGCCGAGGCACGCGACCAGGCGCGCCUCGAGUCGAUCUUUGCGUGCGCCGCGCGCAUUCCAUACCUCGGCGCGACGCUCGUCACGCGCCGCGGCUUUCUGCAGUGGAUUGCGAUGCGCGUCGCGAGCGAGCGUGCGACGCGCACCCCCGAGCGGUCCGCGUACUGGCUGCAGCUCAUGUCGGACGUCGUCGGGGUGCACCUCGAUGCGCCGCUGCGCGUCGCGCACAUGGAGAGCAUGGACCGCCUGCUGGACGGCGCGCUCCCCGUGCAGAUCCUCGGCACGGUCGACGACGCGCUGUGUGACGAUGCGGCUCCCGCGCAGACGGCGCUGCGCCUCGUGCAUGCGGUGCUCGAGUACGCGAGCCUGCGCACGUCGGCGUACACGACCGCCGAGGGCCGCCUCGCCGCGCGCCUCGUGGGCCGGCUGCGUGCGUAUGCAACGGACGCCACGCUCUCUGCCGCGCUGCUCUCUGCCGCACUGUACGCUGCGCCGCUCGGCGCGCCGCUUGCGCUGCCGCUCGACCUGGCGCGGCACCCCCGGAGUGUGCCCGAGCGCCUGCUUGCGCUGCCCCGUGAGCGUGCGGGGUGUGAGCACCUCGCAUCUCAGACGCCGGACGAGAUGCGGCGUGUGCUGCGGCGGUAUGCCGGUGCGCUGCGGUACGGGCGCUACAUACAAGAAGGCAAGAUCCGGCCGCAGGAUGCGACCGACGAGGAGGACGAGAAGAGCGUGAAGCGCACACGGCUCGAGUACCCUACGUGUGCCGUGUGCCAUAUGGACCUGCGGCGGCCGUAUGUGUGCCUGAGCUGCACGUAUUUUGCGUGCUUCUUCCGCGACCCCGUGACGGACGCCGGCGCGCAAAAAGCGGAUGCCGUCGACGGCGCCGAGGUCGGCACGUCGCACAUCGGCCUGCACCUCGCAGAGGAGGGGCACGCGUUUGCUUGCGAUAUGGUGCAUGGCACGCUGUUCUGCUCCGCGUGUGACGACGUCGUGUACGACGCGCGUUUCGACCAUGUGCGCCGCGCCGAGCAAGGGCGCUCGGCGGUGCACCGCGCCGGUGAGCAUGCGCUGGAUACGCUGCUCGAAAAAGACGCGUUUGCGGACGAGGCGCGCCUCGCGUCCUUUUGUCGGACGCCACGCGGACUGCGGAAUAUGGGUGCGACGUGCUUUCUGAACGUGAUCCUGCAGUCGUUCCUGCACAACCCGCUGCUGCGCAACUACUUCCUCUCAGACCGCCACAAUGCACAGCUGUGCGCCGUCGGGAAAGACUGCCUUGCGUGCGAGAUGGACAAGCUCUACGCCGAGUUUUACUCGCGCUCGGACAACAAAGGGCCGUACGGGCCGACCUCGUUCCUGUACGCCAUCUGGGUCGACAGCUCCUCCAGCGAGCUGUCGCAGACCGGGCAGCACGACGCACACGAGAUGUUUAUCAGCGCCUUGAACGGCAUCCACGGCGCCCUGACGCAGCACGCCCACGAGCGCGGCCAGCUGCCGCCGUUUCCGCUCGACGGCGCCGAGGCGAACGCGCAGCUUUACGAGCGUGCGGACCGCGCAGCAGACAGCAAAGGCAACCUCGACCACGGCGCGGGCUGUCCAUGUGUGAUCCACCGCACCUUUUGCGGCGUGCUGCAGAGCUCGGUGACGUGCCUGCGGUGCAGCAAGGUGACGCAUACACGCGAGCCCUUCCUCGACUUGAGCCUCGACGUGCGCUCGGACGACGCGCGCGACCGCAUUGUGGACGACAGCCUCGCGCCACAAAAGAAAAAGAAGCUCUCCAAAACGGAAAAAGACAAGAAGGCGCGUGCGUCGCUGGCGGGCACGCCCGAGGUGCAGCCACAGAGCCUGAAUGCAUGCCUCGCGAGGUACUGCUCGCCCGAGCAGCUCGGCGAGGCGUCGUACCGCUGCAGCGAGUGCCAAAACAGUGCCAAGGCGGUGAAGCAGAUGGGGCUGCUGCAGCUGCCGCCGGUCCUCUGCAUCCAGCUCAAGCGGUACGAGCACACGGUCGGCGCGGCCAAGGUCGACACCCGCGUGCAGUUUCCGUUGGUCGUCGAUGUGCGCGACUGCUGCGUCGAGGCACACGACGACGACACAAGCGAGGAGCCCAAGGACCCAACGAUGUUCCUCUACGACCUCUUUACCGUGGUCGUCCACGAGGGCACGCUCACCUCGGGGCACUAUACCAACUUUUCGCGCUGGAAGCAGCAGUGGUACCGCUUUGACGACGACAAGGUGACGCGCGCGACGCUCGCGCAAGUGCUCGGCUGCAAGGCCUACCAGCUCUUUUACGUGCGGCGCAGCCUGCACAACCACGCGAGCCACGGGAUUCACUCAUAG
Messenger RNA from Malassezia japonica, 7257 nucleotides. RefSeq names its product ubiquitinyl hydrolase 1. Gene Ontology annotation, biological process: maturation of LSU-rRNA from tricistronic rRNA transcript (SSU-rRNA, 5.8S rRNA, LSU-rRNA); maturation of 5.8S rRNA from tricistronic rRNA transcript (SSU-rRNA, 5.8S rRNA, LSU-rRNA); protein deubiquitination. The coding region runs from base 1 to 7257 and encodes 2418 amino acids. Gene Ontology annotation, cellular component: nucleolus. Lineage: Eukaryota; Fungi; Basidiomycota; Malasseziomycetes; Malasseziales; Malasseziaceae. The transcript has 4 exons. Gene Ontology annotation, molecular function: zinc ion binding; cysteine-type deubiquitinase activity. The record is from RefSeq and is a predicted model, not a curated record.